AUGCUGACAAGCCAGGCUGCCUUGAAGCACGUGGGCAAGAUCGAGCGUAUCCACCUUGUGAGGGAAGCAGGAGAGGGCAGUGCCUGCAAGGGCUUUGGUUUCGUGACCUUCUCAACGCCAGAGGAGGCUGAGGCUGCGUGCGACUUGAGCGAGUUGCUCGAGUGCGGCGGUCGGAAAAUUACCAUCAACAUAAGUCGGCCGAAAUCGAAGCCUGAUGGUCCCAGGAAGAAGAAAAGAGAAAUCCAGAUUGUCGUGGAGCCUCAUGCCGACUGCUGGUUCUGCCUUGUAAACCCAAAGGUAGAGAAGCACAUGAUAGUCUCGGCCAGCACAGAAGUGUACAUCGCCACCGCGAGAGGGCCAGUGAACCCAUAUCACGUGCAGGUAUUGCCUGUGAAGCAUGCGCCGUGCUUUGCGGCUUGCCCACCUGAUUUACAGAAGGCGAUGAAGGUGCAAAUGCUCGCGCUGCAAAAGAUGUUCGCUGAUGCAGGUCAGGAAUGCCUGAUCUGGGAGAGAUGGAUACCGAUGGGCACGUCAGCUGCAAAUCACAUGCAGAUACAGGUGCUGCCCAUCGACAAGUCACGUUGCGGGGCUGAAGCCAGGGAAGCUCUGGAGGCCGCUACGAAGCAGCACCUCGCCGGCGCAACCUUCAAGCGGAUACAGAGCCAUGAAGAUGUGGCUGACAAUCUCAACGAUGAUCCAACCACUCCCUACAUCUACUUCGAAAUUCCUGGCGAUCUUAGUGCCAGAGGUCGACAGGUCGAGCGGUUUCUUUAUGCCGCUGUGCCGAAUGGAGGCGGUCCGCGGAUACCGAUUAACUUCGGUCGCCAGGUUGCCUGCAAUCUUCUCGGCUGCGAGGAUAAGGUCGAUUGGCGACAGUGCCAGGAUUCGAAAGAAGGGGAGAAGAAGCUGGCAAUCACCCUCCGAGAGAUCUUCAAACCUUUCCAAGUGAAAGGGAAGUGA
Messenger RNA from Symbiodinium pilosum, 960 nucleotides. The record is from the annotation of a GenBank genome assembly. NCBI's taxonomy places the organism in Eukaryota, Dinophyceae, Suessiales, Symbiodiniaceae.